Molecule: messenger RNA, 2366 nt
Organism: Gopherus flavomarginatus (Mexican gopher tortoise)
Lineage: Eukaryota; Metazoa; Chordata; Testudines; Testudinidae
Gene: CD247
Product: CD247 molecule
Exons: 8
Coding region: 669-1178 (169 amino acids)
Biological process (GO): cell surface receptor signaling pathway
Cellular component (GO): membrane
Molecular function (GO): transmembrane signaling receptor activity
Source: RefSeq, a predicted model, not a curated record
CAGAGGUCAGCAGCCAUUUUAUUCUGAGUUGUGGCAGCCUGUUCAGGGAGCACAGACAGAGUCUGCGUGGGAGAGUGACCAGCUCCUUUCACAUAGGCCACCGAGUAGCCAAAAGAGGAUAAAAACUUGUGGUCACCAGUGGCCGGCUCUGGAUUUAAAUCAGUGACCCAAGCUGAAGAACUCCGCCAAUCACCGGAGCCAUGUAGUUGUUCGAAAAUGACUGUGUUAUGCCCCAAGUUGUAUUUUCACCUUGGCUUCGGAUUUACUGUACAUUGGACAUAGUUAUAUUCCAUCUCUUUUGAACUGUGAAUGAAUAUCGUACCAUGCGUACUUUGUAGGCUUCUUGUAGAAGUUCAGCUGCUGCUGAUUUAGAAUUUCUGAGGCUCCAUCAGAAAAACUAAAAAAAGAGGAAAAAAAGAAAACCCCAAACAUCAAUACCAAGAAUAUGAAACCAAAUCUCUAAAGCUUCCUGGUUGUGAAGCAAAAGAAAGAGCGUGUGUUUCAGCCACACUGCCAGCAGGUGGACUCUGAAAGAUCUUAUAGACCUCGCACUUCCUGUGGAGGCAGCCAGAAGAACAAAGCCAGUGGAGGUGUCUUUUCUCCUCACUAUCCCACUAUCUGUUAAUUUGCGGCCUCCAGCCCCCCCAGUGCAAUCCGGGGGGAGCAAGAUGAAGUGGAAGGGGAUUGUUAUCUCUGCUGUCCUGCAGGCACAGCUCCCAAUUACAGAUGCUGCACCGGUUCCGGGACUGACAGACCCGAGACUGUGCUACAUACUGGAUGGAAUCCUCUUCAUCUAUGCAGUCAUAAUUACGGCCCUCUUUUUGAAAGCUAAGUUCAGCAACGCCCCUGAACCCCCGGCUCUUCAGGGCCAGAAUGAUGUGUAUAAUAAAUUGUCUCGUACAACCAGAGAUGAAUAUGAUGUUCUGGGAACUAAAAAGAGAGGCUCUGACCUUGAAAUGGGAGGGAGAAAUCAGCAGAGAAGAAAGAAGUCAUCUCAGGACACAGUUUAUACUUCUUUGCAGAAGGACAAGAUGGGCGAGGCAUACAGCGAAAUUGGGAAGAAGGGAGAGCACCAGAGGCGGCGAGGCAAAGGGAAUGAUGCUGUCUACCAGGGACUCAGCUCUGCAACCAAGGACACAUAUGAUGCCCUCCAGAUGCAGCCAUUGCCCCCUCACUAAGUGGCAUUCAUGCAAUGGAUGGGCAAGACUGAGAAGUCCAGAUGCUUUGGGCGAGGAGAGAAGGGAAACAAUCAUCAAUCCAAAAAAGGCCAAUCAGUCAACACCCAUUUUUUCAGGACUGCAAAUUACACAUGCGUGGUUCAUUGCACCAAGUAGGACAAAUCUGGAUUUAGUUCCCCUCCUCCCUUCCCCCCUUCAAAACUAUACAAUCUCAAGCUUUAGCUUCUAAAUGUACAUAUCUGUAAAACUAUUCCUAAUGAUAAUGGCUGUUUCAUACCAGCAAGUGUUGGGCAGGAGAUUAGGAUGUUGGAUUCUCUUCUUCCUCCUCCUCCUCACUGAGCCAGUUUUUCUAGCUAUUUAAAACAACCCCAAAACUACGCCCCAUCUACCCACCUCACAGGUGGUUGACGUUUAAUUAUGGCUAAAGCACUUCUAAGGUCCUCAAAAGGAAGGUGCUAUAGCUACACCCAGUAUUACCUACAGGAAGGCUAAUCUGCAUCAGCAUAACUAUGGCAGUCUAGCGCCAAUAUUUUACUGCUAUAAAUUUAGCUUUAGUUCUAAGUUGGUUUUAGCUGUGGAGAGCUGUUCUUACUGUAAAUGAUGACACGUUCCUGGAGUGAAAGACAAAUGCGAAAAGCAGGCUCUACCGUGACAGUGUGAGGAGGAUUCAGUGCUAGGCUGCAACAAGCAAUCAAGAAAAUAACAUUCCCGUGUGACCAGCUCUUGCAGCACAUGGACAGCAGCCAGAAAUGCUAAUGGAAAUAUAUGAAAGCUGGGACACCUUUACCAGCCAGGUUCCAUGGUGAAAACAGGAGUGGUGCAGCACAUAAAUUAUGCUUGAGAACACUGGGAAAGUUGGAAUUUAAUUAAAGGGAAGUUUUUUAAUCAACAAUCCAAAACUUGAGCUCUCUCUUCCCUCACUAUUGCUCAAGCCACACAAUUUUUAAGGGAUAUUCCUUCCCCACUUAAAAUACAGCACCAAAGUAUGUUCCUGUUAUAUAAAACAAUGCCAGCAAGUGAUGAGUAUUUUGCUGAGGAAAAUGUACAAAAGCCGAAAGAAAUGUAAGAAUUUUUAAAUACCUUGUAGGAUAAUUUUAAAGAUGAGGAGUACAGAUUCAACGCAAAGGUGAUGGUGGCUCAGCAAUUCAGAUGGUUUUUGAUGAGGUAAUAAAAUGGAUGGGAAAGCCA